This is a messenger RNA of Coregonus clupeaformis (lake whitefish), 1674 nucleotides long. Its product is annotated as spermidine/spermine N(1)-acetyltransferase-like protein 1. Lineage: Eukaryota; Metazoa; Chordata; Actinopteri; Salmoniformes; Salmonidae. The transcript has 3 exons. Bases 1 to 1674 code for a protein of 557 amino acids. The record is from RefSeq and is a predicted model, not a curated record.
AUGAGGUUUAAAUGUGACAUUGCUGCCUUAUCUGUCUCAGUGCAGAGGCUGUCUAACUCUCUGGCCGGUGUGCACUGGGACCACGUUCAGAAGAGAAGAGCACACCAGAGACACAGCCAACCAGGUCUAGCGCUCAGGGAGUUGGAUGGCCAGAGACACAGCCAACCAGGUCUAGCGCUCAGUGAGUUGGAUGGCCAGAGACACAGCCAACCAGGUCUAGCGCUCAGUGAGUUGGAUGGCCAGAGACACAGCCAACCAGGUCUAGCUCUCAGUGAGUUGGAUGGCCAGAGACACAGCCAACCAGGUCUAGCGCUCAGUGAGUUGGAUGGCCAGAGACACAGCCAACCAGGUCUAGCGCUCAGUGAGUUGGAUGGCCAGAGACACAGCCAACCAGGUCUAGCGCUCAGUGAGUUGGAUGGCCAGAGACACAGCCAACCAGGUCUAGCGCUCAGUGAGUUGGAUGGCCAGAGACACAGCCAACCAGGUCUAGCGCUCAGUGAGUUGGAUGGCCAGAGACACAGCCAACCAGGUCUAGCGCUCAGUGAGUUGGAUGGCCAGAGACACAGCCAACCAGGUCUAGCGCUCAGUGAGUUGGAUGGCCAGAGACACAGCCAACCAGGUCUAGCGCUCAGUGAGUUGGAUGGCCAGAGACACAGCCAACCAGGUCUAGCGCUCAGUGAGUUGGAUGGCCAGAGACACAGCCAACCAGGUCUAGCGCUCAGUGAGUUGGAUGGCCAGAGACACAGCCAACCAGGUCUAGCGCUCAGUGAGUUGGAUGGCCAGAGACACAGCCAACCAGGUCUAGCGCUCAGUGAGUUGGAUGGCCAGAGACACAGCCAACCAGGUCUAGCGCUCAGUGAGUUGGAUGGCCAGAGACACAGCCAACCAGGUCUAGCGCUCAGUGAGUUGGAUGGCCAGAGACACAGCCAACCAGGUCUAGCGCUCAGUGAGUUGGAUGGCCAGAGACACAGCCAACCAGGUCUAGCGCUCAGUGAGUUGGAUGGCCAGAGACACAGCCAACCAGGUCUAGCGCUCAGUGAGUUGGAUGGCCAGAGACACAGCCAACCAGGUCUAGCGCUCAGUGAGUUGGAUGGCCAGAGACACAGCCAACCAGGUCUAGCGCUCAGUGAGUUGGAUGGCCAGAGACACAGCCAACCAGGUCUAGCGCUCAGUGAGUUGGAUGGCCAGAGACACAGCCAACCAGGUCUAGCGCUCAGUGAGUUGGAUGGCCAGAGACACAGCCAACCAGGUCUAGCGCUCAGUGAGUUGGAUGGCCAGAGACACAGCCAACCAGGUCUAGCGCUCAGUGAGUUGGAUGGCCAGAGACACAGCCAACCAGGUCUAGCGCUCAGUGAGUUGGAUGGCCAGAGACACAGCCAACCAGGUCUAGCGCUCAGUGAGUUGGAUGGCCAGAGACACAGCCAACCAGGUCUAGCGCUCAGUGAGUUGGAUGGCCAGAGACACAGCCAACCAGGUCUAGCGCUCAGUGAGUUGGAUGGCCAGAGACACAGCCAACCAGGUCUAGCGCUCAGUGAGUUGGAUGGCCAGAGACACAGCCAACCAGGUCUAGCGCUCAGCACGUUCUGCUGUGAACACAAGAAGAGACGCAAAACAGAAGACAAACAGAAAACAGAAGACAAACAGAAGAUCAAAAGAGAAGAGAGGAAACCCUGA